Ctenopharyngodon idella (grass carp) is the source of this 4430-nucleotide messenger RNA. It is a transcript of the gene inpp5l, whose product is annotated as inositol polyphosphate-5-phosphatase L. The record is from RefSeq and is a predicted model, not a curated record. Gene Ontology annotation, molecular function: inositol-polyphosphate 5-phosphatase activity. The coding region runs from base 426 to 1610 and encodes 394 amino acids. The transcript has 16 exons. Gene Ontology annotation, biological process: phosphatidylinositol dephosphorylation. NCBI's taxonomy places the organism in Eukaryota, Metazoa, Chordata, Actinopteri, Cypriniformes, Xenocyprididae.
ACGCUUCGCAUUUGUACAGUAGCUCACAGUACUACAUGUGCAGGGCGGAGCUUCACAUGCAACAUAACAUUGACAGCGCAACUAGUUUGGUUUAGUCUGGCACGGUAGGAACUCCGAGACUACAGAUGCUUCGACGCUGGGUUAAUUCAGCUUAAGAACCUAGUCCAAUUACCAUGAAGACAGGAGGAGAAAUCCCUCCGUUUCCACCGCUGAGCAACUGAAGAAGAGAAACACCGUGAAUGUGAAUGUUUCCUCAUGACAGCAGGACUAGAGAUGCGAGCGUCGCUCUCGUGGGCUCUGUAUUCAGGGCAAGAUAGCUAGACUUUUCUAAUCUUAUCUGUAAGCCGUUUGUUAUUCCUCCACUAAAGAGCUGCGAGUGGGAUUUCCUUCGUAAAAUUCGACUUUUUUCCAGCUCGCUUCUUAUCAUGGAGAUGUACACGGACGUCUUACUAGUCACUGCAAACGUUGGAUCACUGUUUGACAAUGUGGGUGAGAUUGAAGGAGACUGGCUGCGAGAGUUCUUCACGACGGUCCACAUGUACAAGCCACGCUUCGUCGCCCUGCACUUUCAGGAAGUUGGUGGAAAGGACUAUAUGGUGAACAUGGGCCAUGCAGAGAACUUUUUCUGGACAAUAGAGUCCAGCUCUGAGAUGGCAGACUUUGACAGAGUCUGUGUUUAUGUAGACAGUCAUUUCAAGGCUGUGGACAGUUUCACGGCUCUGGGAAGCAUGUAUUUCAUCCACAAGUCACUGAAAAAUAUCCAACAAUAUGACUUCAAUGUGAAGGAGUUUAAAGCUGUCUCAGGCCAUAACAAGUACGUGGGCUCCCUGGAAGGAGUGACUACCAUGGAAAAAGAGAAAUUCCCCAAGAACUUCUGGCCUGAUUUCAAGUGGUCCAGAAAAGGCUACAUGAGGACACGAUGGAUCAUUCACAACCAGGGUUUAGACCUGGUGAACGUUCACCUGUUUCAUGAUGCCUCCAACCUCAUAGCCUGCAACGCUAGUCCGUCAGUGUAUUCCGCAAACCGCAAGAAAGCUCUCAGAUACGUCAUCAACAGGGUAGCAGAUAACAGCUACAGUCCUCUUCCCUUCUUCCUGUUUGGGGAUUUCAAUUUCCGCCUUGACACACUCAGUCUAGUACAGAACCUCUCCAUGUCGGCUGAUAUCCAGACGGUAAAAAAAGACAGUAGCAACGAGGUAGAAAAAAUCAUUUGUGAAGAGAAAGACAAUGACCACAAGGUCCUCCUUCAUAUAGAGACCAAGUUAUUUGCUUACUUGCACCAGGCUGUGUUCAGAGAAAACAACGGAAAAGAGCUGCUGAAGUACGAUAAGGAGAUCGCUGCAUUCCACGACGUCAUCACAGAGGAGGAUAUCCGGUUUCCUCCUAGUUACCCAUACAGUGAAGACUACACUAAACCUACACAGUACAUGAACACACGAUGCCCGGCAUGGUGUGACCGCAUCCUAAUGUCCCACAACGCGAGAGACAUCAUUCACCGGAGGGAAGAGGGUGAGAGUGGUGUUGUUUAUAACACACUGGGCUCCAACAUCUGCAUGGGAGACCACAAGCCUGUUUUCCUGUUUUUUCCACUGAAGACAAUUUCACAUUGACACUAGGAGAGUCAAAGGGACUUCCUGUGUUGUUGACGGGAACCAAGAGGUUAAUCUGUGGCCAUCUCUUCUGAUCAUGCCAGGGCUCUACAACAAGUACACACUCACUCUCACACACCAAGACAAUGAGAAACCCCUACAGGACCUCUGAAAUCUCCUGGCAAACUCAAGUGGGCACACAAUGUAAAGGACAGAAACUGUUCAUUUUCUGAAAGCUAUGUUCUCUUAGUUUUACUUUUCAUCAUGAUGCACAUUUAACAAAGACUUCAGGUAUGUUCAGCGUGACUUCAGAAAUGUCUGAACAAAGAAAAAUAGGACAAAAUCAAGAAGGACCAAGAGAAAGAACACAAAGGCAGUUCUCAAAGCUCUCAACUCCUGACUUUUUACAAACAACUAAGCUUAAGACUUUGCAUAGAGUAUGUAAACUCAUGCGAAUUACAAUGGCAUGCUUUAAAAAUUACAACUCCAUUUGUUUGUUUUUACUCAUUGUAAGGAUGUGAAUACAAGUACAAGUAUGCUGAAAAUAUCACACCCAAACGCAAGCUGCUGCGACGCACAAGCUUUGGUUGCUGUUUCACUCCGGAAUCUCUUUGCAUUGACAUUCUUCAUCUGUGUGCAUGUGCGUCGAGUAAGUGUGGGCUGAUACUGUAGCUUUCAGCUAGUUGCUUUUCAGUUCUUAUACUUUCUGCAUGUGCGAGUAUGGAUUCAUAAUCUUCUAUUUUUGCAUUUACACUCACCUCAGCAUUUACGGCCAUCAGCGUGUCUUCAGCUUCAGUCAUUGUCUCUGCGGGGUUGUUAGUCAGACUUGCGGAUCAAUAGAAUAUGUACAGGACAGCAAGGGACGAGUUAUAAAGCCAUUAGCACUUGUGAAUCAUGGAAAUCCCACCCAGAGUGCCCUGGCCUGGAAGCCCCCAGAUUUUUAAUUAGAGCACUAGUGCAAUGCUGAAUGCUAAUGUGGAGCGUAGCAUUCGGAGAUCUGUUUGUUGUUUUAAUUGUUUUGGAUCUUGGGUACUUCGUGUUGUUUCGUAAAGUUUUAACAGCUCUUUAUGGUUUUUAUUGGUGUUGGUCCAGCGUUAAAUCUGUUUAAAGCUUGUUGUAAUGACCACGUUUCAUAUAGUAGGAUUCUGUGUGGUAAAUUACUUUAUGCGUUGUGUUAUGUAAUGACUUUAAACUGUAAAUACGUAGGGCUACGUAACUGUUAUUGAAUCACCUUGUUUGUCCAUCUGAAUUGUUGAAGAGAUGUUUGGAGUGACUGAUACUCAGAAAUGUAUUAAUAAUCAAACCGACAAUAUGCAAGAUUGAAGUUGACACACUUUUAUAGUAAAAUAUCCCUUUAAAUGUCCCAGCAACAUGUUCCUCAUUUCAAAUAUCAAACAAACAAUCUCUAUUUCUUACAAUCUGAUUUUUUAACCAAAACUGAAUUUAUAUAUUAAAUCAAUGUAAUCUGAACACCCCCACGCAUAAUUUACGUGUGAGGGUUAAAUCGUACAGCCCACCUGUCAAUAAUGGACUUGUUGAAGUUGAUUCAUAGUAUGGUCAACAUAAUUUACUGUUCCUGGGGGCAUCGCUUCAAACCGUGGUUCAAUAGGAGGCCACGGAGUCGCUGUAGGUACGGCAUUGAUGUCGUUUAGCAUUUGAGAUUUUACAGAUAAACACAAACACUACAGUCUCUUGAGAUUUAUGUGCACUGUUAUUAGCAUGCUAAGUUACACGUGUAUGUAGCCAUUCAUGUUUGCACUCGUUUUGGGGAAGUAUUUUACUUUGCAGUGAUGUGAGCAUUCAUAGUCAGUAAUAAAAGGGAUUUUUCUUUCGUAGCAAUUGUGAAAUCAGUCACAUUGCUUAUUUUAUGUUAAUAAGUUAUUUCUACUUUCUGUGUUACUUUGACUUUUCUUCUUCUUUUUUUUAUUAAAAAAUAGACUUUGUUUGAGGCAUUGUCAUGGAUUCACCCCAGAACCACUGAAACAUAUAUUGUAUAUUAUUAUAUAGUGUCUAUCCAGAAGAUGGAUAAAGUUUAAAGAUAAAUGUUGACUGCUGGGCCAGGGGGAAUCUUGUCGAUAGGAACAUUUGCCAUUAGGAAAUUAUAGGUUGUUCAGAGUAAACACAUGCAUGAAUCAUACUUAAAUGGAAAGUUUACCCAAAAAUAAAAAAAUCUGUCAUUUACUCACCCUCAAAUUGUAUGAGUUUCUUUCUUCUGCUGAACACAAAAGAAGAUAUUUUGAAAAAUGUUGUUAACUGGUCCCCACUGACUUCCAUAGUAUUUUUUUUUCAUACUAUGGAAGUCAAUGGGAACCAACAACUGUUUGGCUACCAACAUUCUUCAAAGUAUCUUCUUUUGUGUUCAACAGAACAAAGAAAAUCAUACAGGUUUAGAACCACUUGAAAGUAAAUGAUGACAGAAUUUUAUUUUUGGAUGAACUAUCCUUUUAAACAGUCAUAUUCAUACCUAAAAAUUGCAUGAGGAGAAAACAGGCUCUUGACUCUCUUAAAUGAUUGAAGAUGUACACGAUGCUUGAUACCGUGCCAAAUAUUAUGUUAUUUCCUCAUAUUGUUUUUUUCCUUUUUUUUUUUUUUUUCCUUUCCAUUUUAUGACUUGUGACAGACCUUGUGUUUGGAAGAUUUGUUGUUACAGAUGUAAGAUGCAGUAAAAUAGUUGCAGUGCAUUUACUCUAGUCGUACCUAAUGUGCUGCCGAAUGUUGGACUGGCCUGAAACGGUCUAAAGACCCUCUUACUGUACUAUAUCUUCUGCAGCACCAAUGAAUGUUUUUCUUAAAUAUGUUAUGUCUUAUUUCCUAAUAAAAUGUAUACUCAUCAACUGACAA